This is a messenger RNA of Plasmodium knowlesi strain H, 1344 nucleotides long. RefSeq names its product SICAvar, type I (fragment). The annotation marks the transcript as partial. The record is from RefSeq and is a predicted model, not a curated record. The transcript is spliced from 2 exons. NCBI's taxonomy places the organism in Eukaryota, Apicomplexa, Aconoidasida, Haemosporida, Plasmodiidae.
AUGGACUCCGAAGAGAGGGAUGCCACUGGCCCUGAAAAGAAGGCAUGCAAUUAUUUGCAUGCCGGUCUAAAGACAUUGUACAAUGGUUCUACGACGGCGGCGACGACGACGCCGUCGACGACGUCGUCGUCAGGAACCAUCAGCCUGAAGGACAACCCACUGUUGAGACAAACAGUGGGUUGUUUAUUACUUCACGCUUAUGCAAAGAAAAUGAAAGAAACAUCAACCUGUGUUAUCGAUUCUGGUAUAGCGAAGGCAUUCAAGGCAUGGAAUGAAGAUAAUAAAUCUACUUGCAAGGACAAUGGCACAAAACCUUGUGUUCCGUGCGAAUGGAAUGAAGACAUCCUUGAAAGUUGCCACAUUCACACAACUGAUGCCACUAGAACAAACCAAACCGCAGUAAAGAGUAAAUUAACACAAGUUCAGGGCAACAUUGACCGCAUCUCGAAUAUCAACCUAAAGGACAUAAAUAAAAUGUCCACUUUAUGCGAUUACAUUAGAUGUGUUGGACCCAAAUGGUUCAAAAACAAGGCAAAAACGACGAAUGGAAAUAUUAUUGCAACCAAGGAUUGGUGUAACUUUUGGGAGGAGGAAGGCGUCAGAACAACAUUGCAAGAUAUGUUCCAGAAGAUCGUGUUGGAUGUAAGUAACACAUCAGGGGCAAACACUAAUAACGCAACAUGCAGAAUCUUUGGGGAUAAUAAUCCUGAUAGUGUCGAAAGAAAAGCUUGCAAUCAUAUCGCGGCUGGAUUAAAAUACAUUAAAAACAUUCCAUCAAAUGUUAGUGGUAGUGGUAGUGUUGGUGCUGCUGCUGCUGCUCCUGCUCCUGCUGCUCCUGCUCCUGCUGCCAAUCAGAACGGCCAUCAGCAUGAUGAUAACUUUUUUAAACAAUCUAUGAUGUGCGCAGCACUUAACCUUUACGCAACUAAAAUAAAAAAGGCGUCUGAGGAGAAAUGUCCUAUUGAUGAGAAAAAAAUAGAAGCUAUGUUCGAAACAUGGAACCGAAUUAAUAAUUCUUCAUGUAAUGCUGUUCGUAGUGCUAGUAAAAAUAAUUGUUUUCUUUGCUCAAGGCAAAAGGAAGAAUUUAAUAAUUGCAAACUAAGUGUUUCCAAAACUUUAAUUAAUACAACAUCAACACAAACAAAUGGAGAUUGCGAAACUAACGCAACUAAAGUGAAGACUAAAAUGGAAGGUCUCCUCAACGACUCUAAAACCACCAAAAUGAAGGAAACAUUAUCCACUAUCACUAACAUGGACUCUUUCUGUAGUAAAAUGCAAUGUGCAGCAAAACAAUACCACAAAAAUAAACAUAAUGGCGCGCAGCCCAAAACGACGCUAUCAUGG